This is a messenger RNA of Eruca vesicaria subsp. sativa (arugula), 1024 nucleotides long. The record is from the annotation of a GenBank genome assembly. Lineage: Eukaryota; Viridiplantae; Streptophyta; Magnoliopsida; Brassicales; Brassicaceae.
AUGAUUUUUUUCUUGGGAGCUGCUAAAAAGAUCUUUGAUAAGUACCUUCUUGAGAUAAACAAAGAGCUUUCGUAUGUUCACUUUGAGUUGAGGGCUUGUAGAGAUCAGUAUGAUGGUCAAGUUUGUUACGGUGUUGUUAACACUGUCUCUGAUGAUCAAUCAAAGUUAGGGACUAAGUACUCUGUUCCGCAGAUUGCUUUCUUUAAAGGCAUUAUAGAAGCUAUUGCACAGGAUGAAGCUGCUCAAGGUUGCAUAUCAGGCUUUGAUGCCCUCAAUAUCCGAUUGGAGAAUCAGUUACCAACUGAAGCCAGCAGCAGUCAACAGCAGCAAGUCCCACCUGCAUUCAAGAACUUCUCAAUGUCACAAAAGGACAAAACUAUCGAUGAGCUUGUAAGGGACAAAUGGCUGUUCCGCACAGGAGAUGGUAACGUCGGACUUGGUAUAAGAUCUCUUCUUGACCUGCGCAGUUGGUUCAGGAACAACGAUGUUCCCUCUUGUGAGGUUUGCAAUGAAGCUGGAGUUAAGGCGGAUUUGUGUCCAAAUGAAGGCUGUACGGUCCGGAUACACAAUUACUGUCUCAAAAACUUGUUAUCUCAAAGGGAUGAUAAAGUUUGCUCAGGCUGCGGGAAGCCAUGGCCUUUGGGUAAAAUUGCAAAAGAAGAAGCUGUUGAAGCAGCAGAGAAUGAUGAGGAGGAGGAAAACGAGACACAAGCUACAGCUUUAAGAUUCAAGAAAAGAAAACAAAGGAGCCAAAGAGACUCUACUGAAAACGUUUCUUCUCAAGCUUCUUUAGCCUCUGGUAGUGGUAACGGUAGGAGAAGAGUAACUCGUAGCGCUGCACACUUAACUUAAGUUUUAGGGCUUAGAUGUAUAUUUUGCUGCCUGUUUUUGUGUCCAAACAUCACUGGAAAUUUGGUUGUCUAAUGCUUUGGAUCAUCCAACAUGAUGGAUGGAGUAAAACUCUUUGUUUUGAGCCUACAAUAUAUAUUUAUGUUGAAGCUCCGAGGAUUCAUUUUCAAUUGCA